Molecule: messenger RNA, 762 nt
Organism: Sporothrix schenckii 1099-18
Lineage: Eukaryota; Fungi; Ascomycota; Sordariomycetes; Ophiostomatales; Ophiostomataceae
Product: sybindin-like family protein
Exons: 4
Coding region: 1-762 (253 amino acids)
Biological process (GO): endoplasmic reticulum to Golgi vesicle-mediated transport
Cellular component (GO): TRAPP complex
Source: RefSeq, a predicted model, not a curated record
AUGCAGCCUGGAGCCUGGCCCCUUUCCACUCCCCAUUUUAGCGUGUCCCUUUGGAGUGUGCCGGGGCUUCGGUUCCUAAACCAAAACGUCGUAAUUCGUACGUUGCGACGACAUUCCCAAAUCGAAGCGACAAAGGCCAAGACAAACGUCGCCCUCCGCCAUCACCAAGCAGCAUCCACAGAUCGAGACGACGAGACGAACAGCAUCAUGACGGUCUUCGCGCUCAUCGUCAUCAACAAGGCCGGCGGUCUGGUCUACAACCGGUCUUUCACAGAAGGUGGCCUCAACCAGCUGAGCACAAACGACUACCUGAUAAUAGCAGGUACAUUCCAUGGUGUCCAUGCCAUCACAACCCGCCUCAAUCCCCUCAAGCACCUCAAGGGAGCCGCGGCGGGCGGCGCAACAGGCGCAUCCGGAAGCCCCAAUGUCGGCGGCACAUCAGGCGCCAACGGCAAACCCCCUCCGGGCACGGUCAUGACACCGGCCGGCCUGGCGCCCAGCCGGCCUGAUCCGCCAUCGGGCCUCGAGGUGCUCGAGACGGAAAACUUCCGCAUGCAGUGCUUCAACACUCUGACAGGCACCAAGUUCCUGCUGUUUACCGACACAGCACAAGCAAACGUCGAUACCACAAUGCGCCGUGUCUACGAUAUGUACUCUGACUACGUCAUGAAGAACCCUUUCUACCAGCUGGAGAUGCCCAUCCGCUGCGACAUGUUUGACCGGAAACUCAACUCGUACAUCCGCGAGAUCAACAACCGGUAG